AAUAAAAAAAUAAAAAAAAUAAAAAAGGAACAGCCAGAAGUGCCAAAUAGAACUCAAGUCGAGGACGGAAGUCUCUGUUCUUAGUUAUAUUCUGCUUGCUGCUUGUCUAAUAAUCAAAGCUAAAAAUCAAUGGCUUCUCUUACCUCAGCCUCGGCCAAAGUGAAAACACAGCAUGAGCUGGUUCUGGUGGAAGAGAACUUGUCUGCAAGAACUUUAAUAUUAAACAGACCUAAACAGUUGAAUGCCCUGUCAUAUCAAAUGAUUUCUCGGCUAAUGGAGCUUUUCCUUGCCUAUGAGGAGGAUCCUAAUGUUAAGUUGCUUGUUCUCAAGGGAAAUGGUAGAGCAUUUUGCGCAGGUGGUGAUGUUUCUGCUGUGGUUCUUGAUAUCCGCAAAGGUAACUGGAGGUUAGGUGCUCAGUUCUUUGCGAAGGAAUUCAUUUUAAACUAUGUGAUAGCAACAUACACUAAACCCCAGGUUUCUAUUCUUAAUGGAAUUGUCAUGGGAGGUGGUGCUGGUGCUUCAGUGCAUGGAAGAUUUCGUGUUGCAACUGAGAAUUCGGUCUUUGCAAUGCCUGAAACAGCUCUAGGACUCUUUCCUGACAUAGGUGCCUCUUAUUUCUUGUCAAGACUUCCACGAUUCUUUGGAGAGUAUGUUGGACUUACCGGUGCACGGUUGGAUGGCGCUGAAAUGCUUGCGUGUGGUCUUGCAACUCACUUUGUUCCAUCAGCGAAAUUGUCUUUGUUAGAAGAAGCAUUACACAAAGUAGAUUCAAGUGAUCCAGCCAACAUUUCAUCUAUCAUUGAUGAAUACUCUGAGCAACCAUAUUUGAAAGAACAAAGUGCCUAUCAACGAUUGGAUAUUAUUGAUAGAUGUUUCUCUCGAAGAACAGUGGAAGAGAUUUUGUCUGCCCUUGAGAGAGAGGCCAUGAAUAAGCCAGAUGCUUGGAUAUCUACCACUAUUCAGUCACUGAAGAAGGCUUCUCCAACAAGUCUUAAGAUAUCUCUUAGAUCGAUAAGAGAAGGAAGGCUCCAGGGUGUUGGACAAUGCCUUGUUCGUGAGUACAGAAUGGUUUGUCAUGUUAUGCAGGGAAAACUUAGCAAGGAUUUCCUUGAGGGUUGCAGAGCUAUACUGAUAGACAAGGAUAAGAACCCAAAGUGGGACCCCCCUAAAUUGGAGUUCAUCAGCAACAGUAUGGUUGAGCAGUACUUUUCCAAAAUAGAUGACGAGGAAUGGGAAGAUCUACAGCUUCCUGCUCGUUUCCACCUGCCUGGAUAUGCUGCUGCGAAGCUUUAAACAUCACUUUGCACCGAACCACAUUAUUUGGAGAUUUUAAAGGUAAUGCCUACAUAGUUGUCCUAACUUCAUAAGGAGGGAUGAGAUAAAAUUCUCGUCCUUUCACCCCUUGGUUUAAAUUUGUUGAAGAUGAUUAUUAUGUCUUGUGGAUAAACUUUGAAAUAAGUUGAAAUCUUAUAGCAAUUGGGUUUGUUUAAUUAAUUAAUUAAGCAUUUUAGUAUGUUUAAUUAAUUAAUUAAUAAGUUGAAACCUUGUUGCUAAAUGAACCAUAUUAUUAUGCCAGUUGAGGGGUAGUUAUCAUUGGUAUAGAAGCAAUAAAUUGGAGAAAGCCAUUUGGUGCUCUUGGAUCA
Molecule: messenger RNA, 1643 nt
Organism: Manihot esculenta (cassava)
Lineage: Eukaryota; Viridiplantae; Streptophyta; Magnoliopsida; Malpighiales; Euphorbiaceae
Product: 3-hydroxyisobutyryl-CoA hydrolase 1
Exons: 14
Coding region: 130-1293 (387 amino acids)
Biological process (GO): L-valine catabolic process
Molecular function (GO): 3-hydroxyisobutyryl-CoA hydrolase activity
Source: RefSeq, a predicted model, not a curated record